Messenger RNA from Procambarus clarkii (red swamp crayfish), 2480 nucleotides. RefSeq names its product frizzled-4. Gene Ontology annotation, biological process: non-canonical Wnt signaling pathway; canonical Wnt signaling pathway. The record is from RefSeq and is a predicted model, not a curated record. NCBI's taxonomy places the organism in Eukaryota, Metazoa, Arthropoda, Malacostraca, Decapoda, Cambaridae. Gene Ontology annotation, cellular component: plasma membrane. Gene Ontology annotation, molecular function: Wnt-protein binding; Wnt receptor activity.
CCGCUGCCAACACUACAUUCAUUGUAUUUGCCAACUGGCCGCCGCGGGGGGAAGCUGUGCGUCCGCGCCUCUCCACACUCGUGUGAUUGCUGUGUUCUUCGGGGGUUUGUGUGAUGCAGAGUGCUGCAGUGUAAAGCCGAGACCUGGACUCCGGAGUGAGAUGUGAGAGGCAGAGUGUUACGUGGUGCAGGCCCGCGACGGGGAGCGCUAGAUUGUGGAAAGGACAUGAUGUUACUGGCGGGGCAGGAGUGAGCCAACACGGGUCGGUGGGCCUCCUUCAGAUGCUCAGAUAACAGCGGCUCCAGCAUGGCGGGGUCCACCAACGCCCUCGUAUGGAUACUUGUGGGCGUGUGGGCGGCCUGUGCGUCGAGGGUGUGGGCGGACUACCCGGUGCUCCUGUCGCAGGACCACCCAGGAGGGCCGCGGCGGUGCGAGACCAUUCGCAUCGCCGCCUGCCGGGAGGUCGGGUACAACCUCACCUCCAUGCCCAACCUUGUGGGCACCGAGCUCCAGAAGGACGCAGAGUCGCGCCUCAACUCCUUCAAGCCCCUCAUACAGUACGGGUGUUCCUCGCAGCUCCAGUUCUUCCUGUGCUCCAUCUACACGCCCAUGUGCACGCCACAGGUACCCACGCCCAUCGGGCCUUGCAGGGACCUGUGCGAGACGGUGAGGAACCGCUGCGCCCCGGUCAUGGCAGAGCUGGGCUACCCGUGGCCCCACUUCCUCAACUGCUCCAGGUUUCCUCCAGAAAAUAACGAGGAUCACAUGUGCAUGGAGGGCCCUGGGGAGAAGAUGCCGCCCCACUCCCCACCUACAACCUCAACACGCCCGCAACCGCCCCGAAGAUGUAGUCAAUACGCCCACGCCCACAAGUACCGGUAUAUCAACGCGACGGGCACGUGCGCGCCUCUAUGCCAAGCCAAUAUAUCUUUUAACAGCAGCGACAAGUCGUUCGCUGGGGUGUGGAUGGCCAUCUGGGCGGUGGUGUGCUUCGCUGUCACCCUCUUCACCGUCCUCUCCUUCCUGCUUGACGCCGCCGCCUUCAGGUACCCGGAGCGGGCGGCUGUCCACCUGGCGCUCUGCUACAACCUGGUGGCCGUGGGGUACCUGGUGCGGCUGGUGGCAGGUGCAGGUCGCGUUACCUGCCACGCCGACCCGGAGGUGGGCGUGGUGGCCGUCACUGAAGGGGCACUACAUACCACCUGCGCCCUCGUCUUCCUCCUCCUCUACUACUUCAGCACCGCUGCCUCAGUCUGGUGGGUGAUGCUGUGCGUGUCGUGGCUGCUGCGGGCCUGGCGGGGAUGGAGCCACGAGCAGAUCCUCCGACACUCCUCCUGGUUCCACGUGGCCGCUUGGGGAGUGCCCGCCGCUCAGGCCAUCGUCUGCCUCGUCUUCAGGAAGGUCGACUCCGACGAGCUCACAGGUACCUGCUACGCUGGUCAGCAGAACACUGAGACGCUUGUGCGCUUUGUCCUGGUGCCACAGUUCCUCUACCUGGUGACGGGAGCGACGCUGGUGCUGGUGGUGUUCGCGUGUCUGUGGAGGGCACGAGUGCGCCUUCGCCAGGAGGGCAUGAAGACUGACCGCGUGGACGUCACCGUGGCCAGGGUGGGCGUGGUGGCUGUCCUUUACAUGGUCCCAGCCUCUUGUCAGGUUGGCGCGACCUUCUAUGAGUAUGUGGAGCGAGAGCGUUGGCUGCGGGACCCGUCAGUGAGGCCCAACAUGGAGGUGUUCAUGCUCAAGAUCUUCAUGUCCAUGGCCGUGGGCAUUAUGGGCGGCCUCUUCCUUAUCAACGGCCGCGUCCUCCACUCCUGGAAACAAUUCUUCAGAAGGAUCACGGCCAGGAAGCAGCCACUUCCCGCGUACCUUCAGGCGCCGCACCUGACGCAGGUGGGGGCAGGCCUCGUCUGCCAGGGUACAGCGGUGCCCCACAAACACCCACCUGGUCACCAUAACCACCUUCACCACCACCACCACUACCUACCCCAACAACGCCAGCAGGAGCCAGCCGGGGGACCCUUACCUGACGUCCAUGGCUACGUCAAUAUGUACCCUCCCCAACCCCCUAAGCACCACCUCCUCCACCACCAUCUCCACAACUCCCAGCCCUCGAGGCAUAAGUGUGGCUCGGAGACUCAGGUGUAGCAGCCGAGGACACCUGGCAUGACCCAGAUCCGUACGUGAUCAACCAAGCUCUACGUAUUGAAGGCCAGAGUCGGCCAUCACGACUCUGCUGUAGUACUUCAGAAUCAUCUGUCAUGAGCCAGCUGCCGUCAUAUAUCAUUCAAUUCCUCUGACCUGGUACUCUUUGGGCUCUUACACCUGGAAGUGUAAGAGCCACUAGUGGUAUCCACAUAUGCAACCCGUCCUCAGACAAAGUCCAUUCUAUCCAACGGUCAACCCCAAAGACGCAUUCAUAAAUUAACAUUGUGCAUUCAAAACAGGAAUUUUCUCAAAUAUAAAUUAAUAUUAUAUAUUAG